Messenger RNA from Bufo bufo (common toad), 2041 nucleotides. RefSeq names its product spindlin 1 (gene SPIN1). The coding region runs from base 384 to 1205 and encodes 273 amino acids. NCBI's taxonomy places the organism in Eukaryota, Metazoa, Chordata, Amphibia, Anura, Bufonidae. The transcript has 7 exons. Gene Ontology annotation, biological process: gamete generation. The record is from RefSeq and is a predicted model, not a curated record.
CUGGCAGUGUCUGAAGGGGGGGAGGGAAGAGGGAGAAAACGAGAACUGGAGGGCUUGGAAGUUCAGGGGGGGAGCGGAGAGUGAGGCGGGAGCUGCUGUGCCAGAAAACAGCGCUGACGGCAUCUGACAAAGGAGGGAGGGGGGCGGCACGGGGGGCGCUCGGCCGCACCGGAGCAGUGUCGCAGCCUUCUUGGGAGAAAGUGGAGGGAAACCCCUCUCGUUCUCAAGGUAAUUUGGAGAUGGCACUUCAUGGUUGAAGAGCCCCUUGUGCGGUGGAAGGAAAGGCUGUCUUUUUCAUGUAGACUGCAACUACUACAUCAAACUUGGAGUGACUAGUUUUCACCCUAGUUUGGCAGCAUUGCUGCCCUGGCAUACACAGAUGAAUGAAGACUCCAUUUGGAAAGGCAGCCGCUCAGCGAUCAAGAGCUGAUGCAGCACAUGCAGGUGUUUCUGCAAAUAUGAUGAAGAAAAGGACCUCUCACAAGAAACAUCGAAGCAAUAUGGGACCAAGUAAACCAAUCUCUCAACCAAGAAGAAAUAUUGUAGGUUGUAGAAUACAGCAUGGCUGGAAAGAGGGCAGUGGUCCAAUAACUCAAUGGAAAGGAACUGUUUUGGAUCAAGUACCAGUUAACCCUUCUCUUUAUCUUAUAAAAUAUGAUGGAUUUGACUGUGUGUAUGGACUUGAGCUUCACAAGGAUGAAAGGGUGUCUGCUCUCGAAGUUCUUCCAGACAGAGUUGCAUCAUCUCGAAUCAGCGAUGCCCAUUUAGCAGACACAAUGAUUGGUAAAGCUGUAGAGCAUAUGUUUGAAACAGAAGAUGGCUCUAAGGAUGAAUGGAGGGGGAUGGUACUGGCACGAGCACCCAUUAUGAACACAUGGUUUUAUAUCACCUAUGAAAAGGACCCUGUCUUAUACAUGUAUCAACUUUUAGAUGACUACAAAGAAGGAGACCUUCGCAUUAUGCCAGAUUCAAGACAUUCUUCAUCCAUGCCAAAGAAUGACAAAGAUGAUUCUCCUCCGGCUGAAAGAGAACCUGGUGAGGUUGUUGACAGCCUGGUGGGGAAGCAAGUGGAAUAUGCCAAAGAAGAUGGCUCAAAAAGGACUGGCAUGGUUAUUCAUCAAGUUGAAGCCAAACCCUCUGUUUACUUCAUAAAGUUUGAUGACGAUUUCCAUAUUUAUGUCUACGAUUUGGUGAAGACAUCCUAAGUAGGAUUGUGGACAGCCUUGCCAAACUUGUGGAUCUAAAUAUAUGUAAAAAUUUGUAGAAAGACUUUGUUUUCUGGUUACAGAAAUGUUCAGAUAUUCCUGCGAACCCACAAUCCCUGGUGUUGCGUACAAAAGAAAGGGAAAAGUCAUUUUUCUUUUGAAGAACAUACUUGCCCAUCUUUCUCUUAAACAGGAGCAAACCACUUUCACAGGUUGACAUGUUUGGAUCUAGAGGAUGCUACGUUUUUGAACAUGAAUCUUUAAAGCUGAAGGUGUCUCAGUGCAAAGACGAGCUGAAGGCGUCUCCAUGCAAAGACGAGCAAGCCCAGCCAUGCAGAUUACGAAAUAACGGGAUAGAUGUGUAUUUCUAAGCACUCAUUCCUUGCUCUACAGAGAACUGUUUGGUAUGUCUAACGUCCGUAAACUAGGUGUCCAAUAUUUUAGCUUUCAGCGUCUUUGUUGAAGGCCGUAGGGGUAAUUGAUACUUGUGCUGUGAGUCCCAGCAAAUCAUUGCACUGUGAAGUAUUGACUUCGUUCACACCAACUUUGUGCCAAAUACUUGGCACAAUCCAGUUGAGUAUCGGCGGGAUGUUAAUUGGCUGUAAAUUGGCCUGAAGCUCCACAUUCAAUAUGGCAACACUAGUGCAGCUGUGUAAAUGAGAGAAAAUGUAUUGAUGCAAAAAUAAAGACCUAACAUUUCCUAAUUUUUUGCUUUACCGUGGACAUGAUGUUUUAGAUUGUGGGGCAGUUCUGCCCCAAGUUAAACUGUGUUGAAAGCAUAUUUCCAGUGUUAUGUUUGUCUUGUGAGUGAGAAGUGUCUCUGCUUCCCACGUGUU